AUUAUUUGUUUUCUUUUUCAAAUAAUUUCAGAUUUGACAGCACAAAGGAGUCGGCCAUUUUAUUGCUGGUUGGUGAACGGGGGGUGAAGUGAAGCUGUGGCUAGGCGCCCAGUGUAGCAUUGUUGUAUUUUUAUUGAGUUAUUUUUCUAAAUAUCCGUUUUAACCACGUACAAAACAGUAUACGUACUUAGUGUAAGUUUAGGUGUAUUUAUGUAUUGAGUCGGAAGAGCAAUGGACGAUCCAAAUAGGAUGAUGGCGCACAGCGGCGGGCUUAUGGGGCCGCAGGGCUACGGGCUGCCUGGCGGCGAGGGAGCUCCGGCUGCUGGCGAGGGCGAAGCUCGCAAACAAGAUAUAGGCGAAAUAUUGCAACAGAUCAUGAAUAUCACAGACCAGAGUCUUGAUGAAGCACAAGCGAGAAAACACACGCUCAAUUGUCACAGAAUGAAGCCUGCCCUAUUUUCAGUGUUGUGUGAAAUCAAAGAGAAAACAGUCCUGUCCCUCCGCAACACGCAAGAGGAGGAGCCUCCAGAUCCGCAGCUGAUGCGCCUGGACAACAUGCUGAUAGCUGAGGGGGUGGCCGGCCCGGAGAAGGGUGGAGGUGCGGGUGCCGCUGCCUCGGCCUCUGCUGCUGCUGGGGAAUGGGACAACGCGAUCGAGCACUCUGACUACCGCGCGAAGCUGGCGCAGAUCCGGCAGAUCUACCACCAGGAGUUGGACAAGUACGAGAACGCCUGCAACGAGUUCACCACGCACGUCAUGAACCUGCUGCGCGAGCAGAGCCGCACCAGGCCUAUUACGCCUAAGGAAAUCGAGCGCAUGGUGCAGAUCAUCCACAAGAAGUUCAGCUCCAUCCAGAUGCAGCUGAAGCAGUCCACCUGCGAGGCUGUCAUGAUACUGCGCUCACGUUUCCUCGACUCGCGCCGGAAGCGACGCAACUUCACCAAGCAGGCGCUCGAGCUGCUCAAUGAGUACUUCUACUCGCACCUCGCCAACCCCUACCCCAGCGAGGACGUCAAGGAGGAGCUCGCCAGGAAGUGCGGCAUUACUGUCUCACAGGUGUCCAACUGGUUCGGCAACAAGCGCAUUCGCUACAAGAAGAACAUCGGCAAGGCGCAGGAGGAGGCCAACCUCUAUGCCGCCAAGAAAGCUGCCGACCUGCCUUGGGUUGGCGCGGGGCGCGAUGCUAGCUCUCCGCCCGCCAGAGCAACCGCCUAUUACACUGCAGGCGCGUCGCCGUACUCGAUGGGCGCGGCGUCGGGCACGGCCACGCCCAUGAUGUCGCCGGCGCCCACGCAGGACUCCAUGGGCUACUCGCUGCCGGCGCCGGGCUACGACCAGCCACAGCCUAGCUACGACGGAUCCAUGGGCUACGAUCCCAUGCACCAGGACCUGUCGCCGUAGGCCCCACCUGCAGGUUACGGGUUCGACACAUAAUUGUGCAGCUUCCACAGAAUUGCCAUUUACAUUUACUAUUAUAACGUUAAGUAGGUCCGGUACAUACGAACUGCCGCGCACACCGGCGGCCUAGCCUUAGCUCAUAGGACAUUGUAUACUACACCAUAUACUUAGACUACAUAUUACUAGCGAUAUUUUUGGAAGGAAAUGUAAUGAAACGUAUUUUUAUUUGUAUUACGAACUAUAUGACUGGCACCCAGUAUUUGUUUAAUCAAUUUAUAUUAUACAAUUUUAUUUUUAUUAUUAUAGCUAUUGUAUUAGAAAUCAAUUUUCAAUGGCAACUAUUUUAUAGUAUUAUUGUUUUAACCAGUGACGUUGGUUUUGAAAUUAUUUGUUUUAUAUUAUUUUUGGAAAAGUAAUUAUUUGGGCAGUAUUAGUAAUUUAUAAACAAAAGUUUAUCAUCACAUCGAUAUGGCGGGGAUCUCGUGUUUCUAUUCGUUCUAAUAAUCUUUUACUCUACGGUGGUUAUAAUUAUACGAUAGAUGUAAGAUGAACUAGUGUAAUAUUGUUAGAUGUAAGUUCAGAUAUUUUGUGCUGACUAGUGUCUUGUACGACGUGCGUCCGUGUUUGUACACACUUGUUAUUUACACUGCUUCAUCAAUACGUAUUAGAUUAAUGUGACAUUACUCAGCAUCGAUUAAAUUAAACUAUAGGUAUGUACGGAAAUCAAGUAUACGCUAUAGAAGUGGAAACAGUGUCGUUUUCACACGCUCAGUGUCCGCUCCAACAAUAAUAUUAUACACACAUUUUAUAAUUAUUAUAAAAUUAUUACGACUUUAUGUACAGAGAUAGUGUUAUAAUAAUAUAAAUAUAAUAACCGUACGAGCACGCUAACUGCACUUUUAACUUAUGUAUACGCAACCAGAUAUAAAUAUUAAUCAUAUUUUUAUAUACAUUUGUUAUUGCUGGAAUGUGGAUUGAGCUAUCGAAGCAUUAUUUUAAAGCAGUGUAGAUCUAAAGUUCUUCAUAUAAGCACGGACACACAGACUUGUGUGCAAUUUUAAUAUUUUAUUAGCAAUGGUUGUGUUAGUGCGCACACGCAACUUGGCCCUUACUGAUCUAAAUGUGGAGCCGUUUUAAAAUACCAGUCAAUUUUAAUCGAUUAUAAAAUAUUGUAUUCUAUUUUGUUUGUUCUGGGCCGGAUUUCAUAUUACCCUGGUGUUGUUCAAACAAAGCAUCAGGUAGUAGUAACUACAUAUUUAGCACUGAAUUCGGCUCUGGUCACGCUAAACCAGGAGUUGUGAAUAUCAGAACAAAAUAUUUUAAUUAUCGUGGUGCUAAAAUGUUGGUAGCACAAUUUUAUUUUACUUGUUAGCCGUAAGUUGAAUGUUAUUUUAUUUCGUCGUACAUUUUCAUCGCGAGCAUUACGAGAUCUUAACGAUUGUAACUUAAAAUUAGUUCCACUUAGAGAUAGUUUGGAUAUGAAAAAAAAAAUGCUAGUGUUAAGUUAAUGUGUUCUAAAACAAAAUAUCUGAAACAGUAUACGAGAUAAAAAACGAAAAUUUAAUUGAUGUUUUAACGCUGUGGAACAUUGUAAUUUGACGUGCCGCCACCGAUCGCACCUUUCUUACUCGUUCACGAUAAAUUAUUUAUUAUAACAGUUGUAAUGUUAAUAUAGAGCCAUAGUCGGGCGGGGCGGCGCGGACACACAUGUAUACGACGACGAGUUCAAUGUUAUUGCGACCAUCAGAUUGACUAAAAUACAUUUUUGUGUAGUUAAA
Helicoverpa armigera (cotton bollworm) is the source of this 3176-nucleotide messenger RNA. It is a transcript of the gene exd, whose product is annotated as homeobox protein extradenticle. Gene Ontology annotation, biological process: neuron development; embryonic organ development; animal organ morphogenesis. NCBI's taxonomy places the organism in Eukaryota, Metazoa, Arthropoda, Insecta, Lepidoptera, Noctuidae. The record is from RefSeq and is a predicted model, not a curated record. Bases 232 to 1401 code for a protein of 389 amino acids. The transcript is spliced from 9 exons. Gene Ontology annotation, cellular component: nucleus. Gene Ontology annotation, molecular function: DNA-binding transcription factor activity, RNA polymerase II-specific; RNA polymerase II cis-regulatory region sequence-specific DNA binding.